This is a messenger RNA of Purpureocillium lilacinum, 627 nucleotides long. RefSeq lists its product as uncharacterized. The record is from RefSeq and is a predicted model, not a curated record. NCBI's taxonomy places the organism in Eukaryota, Fungi, Ascomycota, Sordariomycetes, Hypocreales, Ophiocordycipitaceae.
AUGUCAAACAACAGCUCCUCCCCGCCCCACGACGACCGUACAAACAGUACCGCCAUCCCAGCAUUCACCCCCUCUCGCGUCCAGUCCAUCCUCACCUCCCGCAACCAGCACCCGCCCCCCUUCCUCUCCCUCUUCUACCUCAACACCGCCACGAUAUACUGCGCCGCCAUCACCGACAGCCUCGACGCCAUGCAGACCCAGGUCCUCCCCAGCCGGGCCCUCACCGACGACGAGAUCGGCGCGCUGGCGGACCACAUGGGCGCCACCACCGGCAUCGUCCUCGCCUCUCGGCCCGCCAUCCUGGCCACCACCCUCUUGCUCGCCUGGCGCGGCCGCGCUACCUUCCGCUUCCCCUUCUGGCAGCCCAAGUGGGUGAAGACGUCGCAGGACGUGUUCCCGUCGAUUGCCCAGCCCUGGCUGCGCGACGAGAAGACGGCGAGGCUCGCGUGGCAUGCGAGCCGGGUGGUGACUUAUGGGGUGCUGUGCUACUUGGUCGUGCCGUUUCCCCUUGUGACGUACGCACACGUCAGGGGUACACAGGGCAUCGCGUCGGACCCGAGGCUACAGGAGAUUUUCGCGGAGUCGGUGCAGUAUAAAGAGGAAAUGAAGAAGUUGAGGUUGCGCUAA